UAUAAACUAGCUGACAAAGUCGUUGCACUUGUCAACGGAUCACAAUAUGAAAGACUCUUGGAAUUUCAUUAUUAUAUGUCUUCUCUCCACCCUAUGGACUUGUUACGAUGAAAGUCAUGCGGCACAAGGAUCUUAUCGGGUUUAUUCACGAAGUGAAGGAAAAUACAGAGACGUGAAUUUUACUAUCGCCGACGUACCACGUAUCGGAGAUUCAUCCGAACAAUUGUUAGGAGCUGGGAAUGAACAGCAGCAGCAGGGCAAUGUUUUUCUAGAUCAAGCAUCAACACCAGAGGAAUGUGCCAGAGAAUGCAGAGCCGAUGAGCCCCCAAGAACCUGUUACUACCACUGGACAGUAGAAUACUAUCGGACAUUGGGCAGUGCGUGUGAAUUAUGUGAACACACGACAAAUACUUCUCUCACAAGUGACUGCCAAUGUAUCCUAGCUGAUGGCGUGGAGAUGACAGGUGUCAUGGUCAUCAACAGAAUGUACCCAGGUCCCUCAAUUCAAGUUUGCCUAGGUGAUCUUGUAGUUGUUGAUGUUGCCAAUCACGCUUUUGGCAGUGGUCUCACCAUUCAUUUCCAUGGAAUCUAUCAAAAUGGAUAUCAGUACUACGACGGUGUUCCUUUUGUCACACAAUGUCCCAUAACGUUCAGAUCAACUUUCCGAUACAAAUGGCGUGCACAAAAUGCUGGAACACAUUUCUAUCAUGCACAUACAGGUCUUCACAAGCCUGCUGGUGUAGAAGGUGCUGUUAUAAUUCGUUCUGUCCGAAAAGAGGAUCCCAGCAAUGAAUAUUACGAUGAAGAUGGAUUUGAUAAUGUUAUAUACAUUAAUGAUUGGUUUCAUACUAAUCCUAUUGACCAUUGGCCGGGUACUGAUGUACGGAAUAUAGGACAGAUACCUGAUAAUUUCUUGAUUAAUGGCAGAGGCCAGUGGUUUAAUUCUACAAGCAAUAGACUGACGGAUACUCCACUCGCCGUCAUCAACGUGGAGCCCAAUCGACGAUACAGGUUCAGAAUGAUAAACAGCUUGAGCUGGACUUGCUCUAUUCAAAUGACAAUUCAAGAUCACAAUAUGACGAUAAUUGCAACCGAUGGUGAAGCCAUUGAACCGAAGGUCGUGCAGACUAUCAAUUCUUUCUCAGCUGAACGCUAUGACUUUGUCUUGACGACCGAUCAGAAGAUAACGUCUUACUGGAUUCAAGUCAGAGGGUUGCAAAGCUGUGCGGACACCAAAGUAGCACAAUAUGCUAUCCUUCGUUAUUCUGGUGCACAACUUAAGGAACCAGAAGGAGAGAGACUCACGUAUGAUCAAUCCUUGCCAUUGGGAAUUGUUUUCAAUGAUCCUAAUGAAGUAUGCGAGAAUUCAUCAGAAAAUCUAGUCUGCGUAAAGAAUCUCCAGAGCGCAGCGCCAACGAAUGAGAGAAUCUCACAAGAAAAAGCGGACAUAACGAUAUAUAUUCCUUUCAAGUUCUAUCAAUACACGAAUGAACAAUUAUUCAAGUCGAAUACUUAUAAAAAUUUUGAAGUACCGACGGGUGGAAAUUAUUUUGUUUCACUGUUACAAAAUAUUUCGAAUGAAUUCGGGGCAUCCCCGUAUCUCACGCAGAUGCAUGAUAUUCCACCUGAAAGAAUCUGCAGCGGUGACGAAGUACCUAAAAUUUGUAAAAAGGACGAGCCCUGUUUCUGUUCUCAUCUUAUUGAUAUACCACUGAACAGUGUUGUGGAAUUGGUAAUGGUGGACGAAAAUCCACUCGGCCUAGCGCAUCCGUUUCACCUUCAUGGUUACGGCUUCCAUGUAAUAGGUCAGGGAAGCUUUGAAUCUAUGGGGAUUUCAGGUGGAGUGGAUAGAAAUAAAGCAAUCGAAUUGGAUCAAGCAGGACUAUUGAUCCGUAAUUUAGAUCGUCCACCGGUAAAAGAUACAGUUGCCACUCCUUCAAAUGGCUACAUCAUUCUCAGAUUUUACGCCGACAAUCCGGGGUAUUGGUUGUAUCAUUGCCAUUUCCAGUCACACUUGUUAGUUGGCAUGGAGAUGGUAUUCCACGUCGGCGACAAUAGCAAUCUUCCCCCGAUUCCAGAUGGAUUCCCAACAUGUGGAGAUUUCAAACCCAGUGUUUGGGAGUUUGAUUGAGAUAUCCAAUUGAAAAUUUUCUGUAUGAAUUUUGAGGAAAUUACUGUUCAGGUUUCUUCAAUUUUGUAUGGCACGCAUCUGUUGCACUUCGAUGAGCCUCAAAUUAUCUGAAAAAUUACGGAAUAAUGCAAUGAAUAUGCAAUA
Fopius arisanus is the source of this 2275-nucleotide messenger RNA. Its product is annotated as laccase-1. Bases 47 to 2131 code for a protein of 694 amino acids. The record is from RefSeq and is a predicted model, not a curated record. NCBI's taxonomy places the organism in Eukaryota, Metazoa, Arthropoda, Insecta, Hymenoptera, Braconidae. Gene Ontology annotation, molecular function: copper ion binding; oxidoreductase activity. The transcript is spliced from 9 exons.